Orbicella faveolata is the source of this 983-nucleotide messenger RNA. Its product is annotated as ras-related protein Rab-5B-like. The record is from RefSeq and is a predicted model, not a curated record. Gene Ontology annotation, molecular function: protein binding; GTP binding; GTPase activity. Lineage: Eukaryota; Metazoa; Cnidaria; Anthozoa; Scleractinia; Merulinidae.
UUUUUAGCUGCCUAUCAUGCCUGGGAGGUACAACUAGAUCACAACAGAUAUGUGAUAAUGGAAAUAUGGGACACUGCUGGCAUUGAAAGACUUGAUUCUGCUUGUGAAUGGUACUGCAGAGGAGCACAUGCUGCUAUUGUUGUGUAUGACAUAACACAGGAAAAGUCAUUUUGGAAAGCAAGAUCUUGGUUACAAAGACUUCAGUAUGAGGCCGGUCCAAAUAUUUUUAAAGCACUAGUAGGAAAUGAAGCAGAUUUUGCAAGCAAGAGGGAGGUGGAGUAUAAGGAUGCUCAAUCUUAUGCACAUGACAAUGGUGUGGAUCUGUUUAUGGAAGUGUCAUCAAAAACCGGUGAGAAUGUGGAGGACUUAUUCUUAACAGUAGGUGAGUUAUAGAUUGGUAGUAUUAGUUUUCAAUGCUCUGUAUACAUGUUCAUGUAUGUAUCUUUUCAGUGAUUUCUUAUCAUCAACCUACAAUGUGUGAUCUCUCUUCCACUGUGUACUGGACAAAAUUCAAUGUACAUGUCCAUUCAUUUAGAUUACUCUGGGAAAACCCUAUGUCGGCUACACUGGCCGGCACCUAUUUCAACGUGUUGCCGACCAUCAGAGCUCAGGUGGAAUCAGAAACUACAUCAAGAGGGAACGUAAUAUGGAGCCAGGGAGCCUUGAAGACCAUUUUACCAUCUUAAAGAAAUGCGCGACUAAACUUGACUGCCUGAUAUAUAUCCGAGAUCUUAAGCCGGUACUCAAUACUCAGUCAGUCUCAAUCAGAGCAAAACUGUUUGUUUAAUUAACAUAGUUUCCUAAUAGUCACAUGUUUUCUUGUCACUUAAAGUAUUUUGCCACCUUGCGUGCAUAAUUGUAGAUCCUUUUACAAUGCAAAAAAUAAACUACACAUUUACUUGACAGUGAAAUCCGACAAUGUAGAUGAAAGCUAUUUUAGGGGAAUUUAAUCUAUAGUUUUGGGAUUUUUCUUGGGUUAACAA